Saccostrea cuccullata (small rock oyster) is the source of this 10388-nucleotide messenger RNA. RefSeq names its product death-inducer obliterator 1-like. NCBI's taxonomy places the organism in Eukaryota, Metazoa, Mollusca, Bivalvia, Ostreida, Ostreidae. The record is from RefSeq and is a predicted model, not a curated record. Gene Ontology annotation, biological process: DNA-templated transcription. Gene Ontology annotation, molecular function: protein binding. The transcript is spliced from 29 exons.
UUUCAACAUGGCGACUGGAAGCGAUAUCGAAAUGAAAGAUUAUUGAAUGACACGCAUUUAUUAUUAGGUGUUUCAUUUCAAACUCUUUUCGUAUAUUUUGAAGUAAAUCUGGACAAAGGAUAGGAUUUCUUCAAACAAUCGCUGUUAUGCAAAAGGUAGAAAGUAAAUGGAGAUGUCGACUGAAAACAAUGAUACCUCAGGCACUUCCGUUACAGAAGUAGCUCCAACUCCGGCAGUUAAUAGCGGUGUAUCCAGUUCUGAAACUCCAGCCAAUGGUGUGGAACACACCGAUGUCAGCUGGCCAACAGAGGAUAAGAAUCCUUUCAGUGGGUUUUCCGAGGAGCAUUUGAGCAAACUAGACGAGUUUCUUUCUUCAGAAGAGGCCAAGAAAAUCUUGCAGCAGACAUCUGAGGGUGAUUUCUCGAGCACGAUGGCUCAGCUGGAAACCGCCCCGCCAUCCACUACAGCAGAGGUCCUGGGAGAGGAUCUACUAAAAAUGCUGGAUAAUGGAAACACACAUUCAACUAAUUUGGAUCAUCCUUAUUGUGUGAAAGUGUCCAAGCCGAAUAUUGCAAAUGCUGUGACAACUAACUCUAAAGUAGUAGUUGUACCCAAUCCUGGAGUUCAGUCAUCAGUGGUGCCACCUCUCACUGUUGAAGCCACAAACACAAGCACCACCCCAACCACCUCCCCAAGGAAAUCAGCGAGAAUUUCUCUUCGUCGAGACCCAGAGGGAGAGUCAAAGGAGGAGAGUGAGGCAGAGUCUUCUACUACUGGCUUCGUAGGAGCAGUGCAUCCUGGGAUUGUUCAGCCUGGAUUUGUGGGAGCAGUGCAUCCUGGGAUAGUUCACCCUGAACAUGCUGGUGUAGGAAGAGGAAGGGGACGGGGCAGGAGGAGUCUAAUACCUGAAGACACACCCACUAAUAUUAGGAGAUCUAGUCGAGUGAGUGAUAAGGAACAGAGGGACUUAGCAGAGAAGAUCAGACAGGAGAAUCUCCUACAGGAAAAGGCAGCCUUAGAGGCACUGAGGAAACAAGAGGAACCAGAGGAAGAGACCGUUAAGACGGGGCCAAGAAGAGGAAGACCUCCAAAGACUGAGGCCUUAGACACCUCAGAAUCAGCACCUCGAGGCAUUAAAGCCUCAGUAGCCAAGAAUAAGAGGGGGAGGAAAUCCCAGCAAGAAUCUCAGAAUGAAGAGGAGAGCAGUGAAGAUGAAAGCAUCACUCCUAAAAGAACCUCUGCCAGGAAUGCAAGGGGGAGAAAAGGGAAAAAGUCUGAAGAGGAGACAGAAGAAUCUUCAGCAACAGACACAGAUAAAAACAGCAAAGGAAAAGGGAAGAAACAGCAGGAUUCUGAGGUGGAGGAACCUCCAGUCCGGAGAGGAAGAAGAGGGAAGAAGGACCAGGCGACAGACAGUGAAGCUGAGUCCCCGAAGGAGCAGGGGAAGAGGCUGACCAGGAGUGGGAUGAGGGACCAGUCAGACACAGACAGCACUCCUCAGAAGGGGAAAAAAGGAAGGAAAAAGGGGAAAGGAAAGGAAGAGGAGGUGGAGGAAAAGGAAAGUCCUAAAGGAAAGAAAAAAGGAAAAGGGAAAAUGAAGGAAGAAGAUUCUUCAGAGAGUGAGGAUGAUGUGCCUUUGAAGGAUAUUAAAAAGAAUAAAGGAAGCCCGAGUGAAAAGUCGCCCAAAAAGAAAGGGAAAGGACAGGGUGAGGAGGAGAGUGAUGAGAAAUCAGACUCGGUAAAAACCUCAGUCCCACAAACUCCAGGGAAGAAACUAGCUCAAGAUAAAGACUCUGAGGAUUCCCCAAGGAGUAUUUUUAAAAUGUUUGAAAGUGGAUUAAUUCAAGAGGGACAACAGGAGACUGUUGAAGUUUCCCAGCCUGUUGUUUCCUCUCUUGUGACAGAGGUGUUGGAACUGCCCAUUACCACUGGUAAAAAAUCAGAACAAAGUGGAGACCAAACACCUGCAGAUGUGGACGCAGCAGGAACAAGUGAUCAAACGAAUGCGAAUGAUUCUGGGGAAUCAGAACAGCUCACAUUGGAAGUCGAAGCCAAAGUAGAGGAAGUUAAUUAUGAGGAUUUUAUAACAUCUAUGGGAGAACCCAAAGUUACUGCCAAGAAGGAGACAGCAGACAGUGAGACAAAACCUAAGCCUGUGAAAAAGAAACCGCGGAAAUCAGAGGAAGUCAAGGUAGAUCAGAGCAUGUUAGAUUUGUUCAAACCUGACUUGGAUGUGUCCAGCAAAAGAAAGGGCAGUGUGAGUGGGAAAAAAGAGCUGCCUUCAGCUACAGAAACAGCUAAAUCAGGGGAAAAGACAAGUGACGCUAAGAGAAAACUGUCGGUUUCUGAUAAAGGUUCAAGUCAUAAAUCUGCAGAUACUGGAAAACCCAAGAAAGACACUGGAACAGAGAAGAAUCAUAAAGAUUCUAAAGACACGGCAAUAGAGAAGAGUCGCAAAGAUUCUGAAAAGGAAACAUCAUCUCAUGAAAGAAUUCGCAGAGAUUCUGAAAAGGAAAAGAUUAAAAGGGAUGUGAAGAAAAGUAGUACUCAUGUUAAAAAAGAGAAAGAUAAAAGUGAAAGUGGUGAUAAAAAAGACAGUAAAGAUGUUAAGGUAGGUAAAGUGGAUAAGAAGGAAAAAUCUGACAAAGAAUCUAAAACAGCAGAAAAGAGUGCCAUAAAGAGUGAAAGUUCAGAAACAAGUGAAGACACAGAGAAACAAAAACAAGUGAAAAUAGACACAAAAGAAGAGAAAGUUAUAAAAGAGGGUGAAAAACUGACAGUGAAGGAUUCAGAUGUAAAGAAAACAAAGGAUGAAAGUGCUGAUGUUGAGGAAAAAGACUCAAUGAAAAGUAAAUCAUCUCUUAGUGAAAACAAAGAAGAAACACAAGGAGAAAAUGAAUCUCUUCCUGAUGAUAAAGCAAUUGAUAAAAAGGAUACAGACACUGAUCAGGAGAAAAAAGUCACUGAGGGAAAAAUAACACAAACAGAGGAAGUGUCUGAAAGUGUGGAGAAGACAGAGGAAACUAAAACACCACCCAGUGAAGAUGUGGAGGCUUCUCCUGGUGGGCGGGCUCAGAGGAAGGCGAAGCUGAAAUUCCUCAGGGAAAAGCUGCCUGAAAUGACUGAGAAAGAGAAAAGACCAAUCAAAAAGAAGCAAGUCAAGGAGAAAAAGCCAGCCGAAGAGAAAGAGAAGGAGGUGGACAGUGAUGACAGUGAUGAGUUAAGCUUUGAGGAUGAUGAGAAUGACUCGGAUUAUGAGGCCCCAGGAGAAAAAUACUGCAUCUGUAAACAGCCCUAUGGCAAGAGGUUUAUGAUCUGUUGUGACACCUGUGAGAACUGGUACCAUGGUUCCUGUGUUGGCAUCACUAAAGCUCAGGGGAAAGAGAUGGAGAAGAAUAAUGAAGAGUAUCUGUGUCCUCCUUGUAAAGAAAAGCAGGCUGGUGGCAAGGAAGAAUCUGCUCAGCCUGCAGACAGCACAGUGUCCAGUGAUAAAGAGGAGAAACACAAGAAAGGAACCAAAGAGGAGAGACCGGGAAGUGGGGAGAAGAGGAAGGAAGGAGAUCCUGAGAGACACAGGAAGGGGGAGAUGGCAGGAAGGAGGGACUCGGACAGGUCUGAUGAGGGGAAAGGCAAGAGGAAGGCGGAGCAUCACACCGAGUCCCCCCUCAAAAAACUCAAGGAGGUAAAACUUGAGGGAAGCAAGUCCUCCACUCAUGUACGGCCUAGUGAUGAGAAACGCAGGCAUUCCCUGGAUUCCAAGUCUCACUCCAAGAUAACACCCACAAAAGAGAGAUCUCACUCCACUUCAAAAGACAGAAAUCACGGGGAGAAAAAGUCUGAGUCAGUGAAGAAGGACAUUGCAGCUCAGAGAUGUGUGAAUACUCAGUGUAACAAGUAUGCCAAGAGAGAGUCUGUUUACUGUGGUACGGAUUGUAUACAUCAGCACGCCAAAGACUCUCUGAGAGCACUCAAUAGAUAUGACGCAAAGCGGGGAAAAACUCACGGUCCCCUCUGGCGUGUUCCUGUUAGGGAGAGGAAGACAGGGAGGGUGUACACUGGUACUAACGCUCCACUGGAGAGUGUACUCAUCACCUGGCUCCUACAACACCCCACGUUUGAAGUGAUCCACCCCAAAAGCUCAGCCAGUGGAGGUCAUGGUAAAUCCAAAGAUCAUCAUAAAGAGAAAUCCAAGCAUCAGAAGUCCCCCGCUCACCAUGACAGCAAGGAUAAACACCACAGCAGUAAAGACAAGCACGGUGACAGUAAAGACAGACCCAGUCACAGUGGUCCAGCCCUGGAUAAGGUGUCUGAGGAGGCUAAAGGCAAGAAAGAGGACGGGCCCGAUGUCGUCCGUCUCAAUGUCAGGAAGUCACUCAGAGACGCACUAUUAAACAGGGCUGAGGGAGCUGAUGACGUGAUGUUGUCGACUAUUGAGAUUCGAACCAUCGCGCUGAAGAUAGAGGAGGAGCUGUUUGCUGUGUUUCAGGAGACAAGUCACAAGUACAAGGCCAAAUACAGGAGCCUCAUCUUCAACAUCAAGGACUCAAGGAACCAGGGUUUGUUCCGUAAGAUCCUGAAUGGGCACAUAAAGCCCAGUGAAUUGGUAAAAAUGACUCCUGAUGAGCUGGCAUCCACCAAAGCUGCUAAAAAGAAUACAUAGCCAAAUCAACUUGAGAUGAUUGAGGCCGUGGAGAAAGAGCACAUGAUGGAGGGACAACACAUCGUGAAGAAAACACACAAAGGCGAGAUUGAUAUGGACGAAGAUCUCAGCACACUGGAGGAUAAAGGAGUAGGGCGAGAGAAGAAGCAUGAUACCUCACAGGAAGAAGAGGCUAACACGGAAACCUCGGACGUCAUCACCGACACCACCGGGCAACAUAAACUUCACGUGUUUGACCUCAACUGUAAGAUCUGUACGGGGAAGGUGGCACCACCGGUGGAGGAGACCACCCCGAAAAAGGAGGUGACCGUUGCCAAAAAAGUCGAGGACUCACCCAAGAGUGUUAAAGAAAAGGCGAAGCAUAAGAAAACAGAGGAAGAGCAGAAGAAAGCCGAGAUGGUUGUAAAAGAAGUCCUAAAGGCCAUCCAGAAAGCUAAGGCUGAGGUGCCACUGGCCGACUCUACCGUCACAGUCAGAUCCCCUGAUUCGGCCCUGCAGUCCGGUCUAGAGAAGCCAAAAUUCACCCCGUCUGGGCCUCAGCUGUGGAAGGGGUUCAUCCAGAUGCAGGAUGUGGCCAAGUUUGUAACCACAGCUUAUCCAGUGUCAGGACAUGCAGACAAACAGGAUCUACCAGACACAAUCCAUGUAUGUGGAAGAAUUGGACCAGAACAGAUCUGGGAUUACCUGGCAAAAAUGAAGAAAGUAGGAUCAAAAGACAUAGUUAUUCUGCGGUUCAUCCCUGGGGGAGAUGAAGAGAAGACUCAUUAUAUAAACCUGUACUCCUACCUGAACAGUCGAGCCCGCUGUGGGGUGGUGGGAAACAAGGCUAAACACAUCAAGGACUUCUACAUCCUCCCCCUCGCCUCACACAGUCAGAUCCCCUCCGUACUCACCCCGUUUGAUGGCCCAGGAUUGGAGGAUAAUCGUCCCCAUAUGUUACUGGCAAUCAUGGUCAAACAAAAGCAAAAACGUCACAGUGACCAUGAUCAUCACCAUGACAGCAAGAAAUCCAAACACGAUUACGAACAUCAUCGUAGUAAGAGCAGCAGCAGUAAAUCUUACGUCCCUCCAAGCUCCAAAAUCCCAUCUAAAGAUUCCUCCAGAUCUACUAACAAGUCUUAUUAUGAUUCUUCAUCAUCUGAAACAAGCACCCCUAAGUCAGGGGGUGGCACCCCCAAAGUUCCCCCCAAUGCUGGAACCUCUACGGAGAAAAGUGACCCAAUCAUAAAGGCCUAUGGAAAAGGGGCAGGACUUGUAGAUGAUGAUAAUGAUCAAGACAGCAGGGCGUCUGCAGAGGAUAUUCCUUAUGAUCCGGAGGACGACUCCCAGCUCCCGUACAAGAAAGCCAAGGUAGACCGACAGGACAAGAAACCUCCGGAGAAGCCAUCACCAACCUCUGUAACAGAUCUUAUAGCCAGGAUUUCUAAGUGCAAUACACCGGCGGAGUCCACCGCCCUCACUGUGGCAGCUCUCGCCACGCUCAAGUCCACGCAGGAAAAGAGACGAUUUCUCCUGGACCUCACUUCUAAAGUUGAGGAACAGAAGAAACUGUUGGAGAAGAAGGAAGUGGCCAAAUUAACGGCCAGAACUUUAGUGUCGGCAAUUUACGCCAUCAGUGCCGCUUCCAAAGCCUUGAUUCCUGCCGCUAAAGCAGCAGCCAAAAUAAAAUCUCCAACUGUGUCGCAAACAGCAACAUCUACCACAGAGUCUCCACAAGCAAGUACAGAUUCUAAACCUGCUGCAGCAGUGGAGACGUCUAGCCAGGAACAAAGUGUAGUGUCUGAAAGCUCUGAAGCUACACAGACUCCUGAUGUUAUGAAGGAGACCAAGUCUGUAUCAUUCUCAUCAGAAGUAACGGUGACACAUGUGGCAGCAGCAGAGUAUACUCCAGAGGAGAUGGAGUCUGCUCAGGAUGUGGACAUGCGGAUUGGCACACAGCCACCAGUAUUAAGUAAACCCAGUGAAGAAAAUAAAGCUAGUUCAGACAUCAGUGUGACUCCACCAAGCUUCUAUGUGGAAAAUCAUGUUUUAUCAAAGCAAGAGACUCCUUCGUCAGAGGAUGCUAGUAAAUCUGUGAAUCCUUCAGAAAUGCCUGAGGCUCUGAAAUCUUUGUUCUCAAUUAUUCCUGGUGCGAACUAUAAUUACAUGAGCAAUAUCAAAGACAAAAGUGAUGUGGGAUCAAAGGAAACAGGCAAAGUGGAAUCUUAUUCCACAUCUACUGGACAGACAUCCACUUCACAGAAAGUGGAAGAAGAGGAUCAGGUGGAGAAAAAGAACAUGUUUAAUGUGUCCCUUCUGGACUUUGAUUAUGGAGAUUCAGACAGUGAUGGAGAGGAUUCUCCAAAAACUCCUAAAAAAGAACAAAAGACUCAAGAACAGGACACUCUCAGUGAUUCAAAGGAAAUGAAAGCCAAGAAGGAGGAAUCAGAUUCAGAAUCAAAAGACACUAAGGAAAGGGAUAGAGAAUUAAUGCCACCUCCACCUUUGCCAGUGGGCCUGGUGAAGGACAAUGGAGCACCACCCCCUCCAGAGUCAGAUUUACCUCCUUUACCCCCAGAGCCUCCUCCCCCUCUCCCUGAACACGAGCCAGAGGAGGAAAUCCAAGAGGACAAUAAAAAGAAGAAAAAGAAAGCUCCAAAGCCCCCUCCAGAAAUCGUUCUUACUCCCGUCAACCCAGUUGGCAAAGCUAUAUUGCAAGCUACUUAUCAGAAACUGGAACAUGAGAAAAUUCACCAAAUGAAUGUUCCCCCGCCUCCCUUGCCCCCUCUGUCCCUUGCCCCAACAGGUGUUCCCCCUCCUACAGGUGUGCCUCCUCCUACAGGUGUGCCCCCUCCUACAGGUGUGCCCCCUCCUAUGGGAUUACCCCCUCCCACUGGAGUCCCUCCCCCUAAUAUACCCCCAAUGUCAUCCAAUGCUUCAAACAUGCCAGGACCAUCACCACCAAUUAUGCCAGUUUCAGGGCCUCCACCUCCAUUUUUGCCUACUUCAGGGCCACAGCCAGGAUUGCCUCUGUUAUCUGGGCCCCCUCCUCCUAUAUCUGGUCCACCCAUUUCUUGUCCCACACAGACUAUGGCCUUGCCUGGACCUUCACAGUCUGGGAUGCCUCCCCUUGGGCCUCCUCCCAUGCCACCCAAUUCCAUGCCCUUACCUAUGCCUUUGGGUGGAGGUCCAGAGGGGCCACCACCAAUUCAGGGUGGUCCCCAUAUGUCACCCAUGGAGGACCGUCACAGACCAUACAGACAGCACACAGAAAAAGGAUAUGCUGGUAAGCCCCAGUGGGAGGAUACAAGCUUGGUGGAUGAGGCCUUGACCUUACCGUUAGAGGACCAGGAUUUUAGAGAUAGGGACUUCAGACAUGGGGAAGAUGUGGAUGAAAGAAAACAACCUUGGAAAGGUCAGAGACAAAAGUUCCCGCCCCCCUGGGCACAGGAUGUGGACCACAGACACAAUCAGGACACAGGCCCCCCACCUUCUCUGGGGUCCGAGGACAGGGAUUUCAGACAUUACCCCCAUGGUGGGGACCUCGACUACAGAUCUAGAGACUAUCCCAAGGACGAUAGGCGGGAUGAUAGGGUGGAGUAUGAGGAAGACCAAGACUACAGGGCACAAGAGAGAGGGCAUCAUAGGCGGCGGAAAAAACGACGACACAGCCCAGAGCAUUCGUUGUACAAAAAAUCCCGACAUCACGACAGAGACAAGCAUUAUCACAGGCAUGAGGACAAAGAUGAUCGGGGGAAGAAGGAGGAGAAAAGUUCUCAACAGAAAAAGGAAACUGAAUUACCCAAGCCUGUGCCUCCACCAGGGGUGGUUCCUACAAGUGAUCCUCCACCUGGAGGGAAAUCGGGACACUCCUCCCACAGGGGCCCCCCUCCCCGGAUACAGCCCGCCCCGCCAGGGGUGGAUGACUGGGAGUAAUUGUCACACUUAUAUAUCUAUCAUGUCUCAAGCUUAUUGUUGUUCUUUAAUUGUUGUGAUUCAGCCAUGUGAACAACUGUGAAGAUAGUAUUAUAUAUUAUAUUCCUAACUUAAGUUUUUGGAAUAAGAUGGUAAAGUAUCAUCAUUAUUGGUAUAUUUUUCAUAAUUUACUUGCUUACUGCAAGUUAUGUAAAACAAUUGAAGAAAACAUAUUUACAUGUCCAAAGGAAGGAUUGGAAGUGUUGUACCUGAAUGAAAAUUUUGUUUAAUAAUUAAAAAAAUUAUGGAGGAUUCUGAUUUUGAAAUUGCAUUGUAGACUAAUAACAGUCUACAUGGCUAUGUAUAUGAACAAUUAAUUUCUUUCUCUGUUAUUGAAAUGAUGUUAUUUUUAAGAUGUUAGAUACAAUCAUGAAAUUAAUAUCACAAUGUAUUUUUGUGUCCUAAUUUUUAUCACUUGUUAAAUGGCAUUAUCAGUUCAAACGUUUAUAUAUAUACCCACAGCAUAGAAAAACAGGAAAUUACAGAAGCUAAAUGAUACUCAAGAAAGAAAAAUCAUAGCACAUUGUUGACUCUGGAAUAAAAUUUAAACUUCCCCAUUUUAUUUUUAAAAUCUAGAAAAUGAAGGUGUACAUCAAAUUGCAAGGUGGUUCUGAAAAGCGUUAAAUAAUCUUGCAGCAAUUUACCCUGUAAUUUCUUUGGUUAAUAACUAUAACAAGUUGAUUCUUUAUAGAAAGAAUUCAUAUUUAUGCUUAACUUUUAGCUCAUCAGAGCUGAAGGUCUUAGUCUUGUUCAUAAGUCAGAUUAUCUGUCUGUGCAUUGCCUGUAGAUUUUUCUUCUUAUUUAACUCCUUCACAAUCAAUUUUUAACCAAUUUAGGCUCAGGUCCUAGGAUAUAGGAGUUCAGGAUUUUCAAAUGAGAGGUCUUACCCCUAAUCAAGAGAAGGUUGUAAAACAAUAGGAUAAUAGAGUACUGGGGGUUAAAAAAAUGAAGAGAAGACUUAAUUAUAGUAUCAAAUCUGCAGUGCUGUAAGAAUUCCCAUGAAUUGUAGAUUCUUUUCAAAGCUUAGGCUAGGUAGAGGUCCAAAUUUAAGUUAAAAAAAUACAUGAAGUUUUCAUAUUUUAAUAAAAAUUACAUGUUAGUAAAACAGCAAUCAUCAAAUUCUGAUUUUCCAAACAUCCUUUUGAAAUGUUUCUUCCAAUUGUACUCAUCUGAGCACAUGGACGCAGGACUACAGUAGAUGUUCAGAAUUUAGUUGUAAAGAUUGAUUUCACAUUGAAUGUUUCCUACUCAGCCAGUAUGUGUAAUUUCAUUGACCAAGAUAUCAAUGUCUUGCAAUCUGACUAUAAAAGUUAAUAUAUAUCCAAAGACUUUUAUUGCCAUUGUUAUUAUUUACAAAAUGUUCAUUUGGUAGAUGUAAAUAUUUAUAUUUCAUAUGGCAGUUCAAUUUUAUGCUGCUUACGACUGUGACUUAAUGCAUUAAUAAUGUUUAUUCCAACAAAAAAAGACCUAUAUAUAUCGUAUUUCCUCCAAGUUUAAUAUGGCAUUUUAGACACUAUUAAGACUUUUCAGUGUUCACUUCUAUUUUAAUGAAUUAGAUAUAAGAGAAUUUAUCAUGUGUAAGGACUUGCAUCCUUUGCAUUUAUAUCAUUUUUCAUGUAUACUGAUGUACUCAAUAUGAGUUUUAAGCUUUGUUUUUCAUUUGACUGUUGAUGAAUUUGUUUCAUUGGAUAGAGUACUUGUUGAAAUGUUUUAGUUGCGAUGAUUGGGUUUUGAACAUACCUUGUACAUGGUAAAUAAAGGAAUUGAAAACCAG